Messenger RNA from Microdochium trichocladiopsis, 1305 nucleotides. Its product is annotated as ribosomal protein L1p/L10e family-domain-containing protein. The transcript is spliced from 2 exons. The record is from RefSeq and is a predicted model, not a curated record. Bases 1 to 1305 code for a protein of 434 amino acids. Lineage: Eukaryota; Fungi; Ascomycota; Sordariomycetes; Xylariales; Microdochiaceae.
AUGGCGCCCUCCAAAGAAAUGGCUCUGCGGUCAGACACGACCGUGUCCAAGGUCAACCCCGAUCAGACCCUCAAGGCGUCCAAGGCGUUACUGGCGCACAUGAAGAAGGCUGCCAAGGAGACUGCUGAAAACGCCCCCAAGAAGGACCUGCUUGCUGACGACGACGACGAGGCCGCCGCUGGCGAGGAGCCCAUCUGGCUGACGCUGACGACGAAGCGGCACAUCUCGGACACGCGGUCUCUCAAGCCCGGCAAGAUUGCCCUGCCGCACUCGCUCAACACCGACCCGAACCUGGCCGUGUGCCUCAUCACCGCGGAGCCCCAGCGCGCCUUCAAGAACCUCGUCGCCUCGGACGCCUUCCCUGCGGACCUGCGCAAGCAGAUCACCCGUGUCAUCGACUACAACAAGCUCAAGGCCAAGUUCAAGACGUUCGAGGCCCAGCGCGCCCUCUUUGCCGAGCACGACGUCUUCCUCGGCGACUCGCGCAUCAUCAACCGCCUCCCGGCCACCCUCGGCAAGACCUUUUACAAGUCGACCGCGAAGCGCCCGAUCCCCGUGACCAUUCACGCGACCCGGCCGUCCGAGAACGGCAAGCGUGCGCCCAAGCAGGCCAAGUCGGACGAGAACCCGGGCAACGCCUGCACAGCCCCGCAGCUCGCGGCCGAGAUCUCCAAGGCACUGUCGUCCGCUCUGGUCAACCUCUCACCCACGACCAACACGGCGGUCCGCGUGGGCCUGGGCAGCUUCACGGCCGAGCAGGUCGCCGCCAACGUCGACGCGGUCGCGGGCGCUCUGGUCAGCAAGUUCGUCCCGGGCAAGUGGAACAACGUGCGCGGCCUCUACGUCAAGGGCCCGACCACCGCGGCCCUGCCCAUCUGGCUCACCGAGGAGCUGUGGGUCGACGCCGACAAGGACAUCCUCGCCGAUGGCUCCGAGGAGGCCAAGGCCCUCGAGGCUGCCGCCGCCGCCGACAAGGACAGCAAGAGGAAGAGCAGCAGCAGCAGUGAAAAGGCCAACAUUGGCAAGAAGCGCAAGGCUUCCGGGGACGGGGACGACGAGCAGUCGGCCACUACCACCACCGCCGCCGCGAAGAAGUCGAAAAAGUCCGAGGUCGAGGGCAAGCUCCUCCCCGAGGUCAAGACUGGCGGCAAGGGCAAGGGCAAGGGCAAGAUCAGCGGCGGCAGCGGUGCUGCUGCUACUGACAGCAAGGCCGCCAGCGACGACAAGCUCGACAAGGAGAUUGCCGAGCGCAAGGCCGCGCUCAAGAAGCAGAAGAAGGCGGCCAAGAAGGCCGUCGAUGUCUAA